AUGUCCCGAGCCAAGGAGCGUCUGAAAGGCGGGAAGGAGACCAAGGACAGCGUCACUCUGCUGCCCUGCUUUUAUUUUGUAGAGCUCCCAAUCCUGGCCUCCUCUGUGGUCAGCCUUUACUUCCUGGAGCUGACGGAUAUUUUCCAGCCGGUGCAUUCUGGGUACAGCUGUAACGACCGCAGCCUGUCUCUGCCGUACGUCCUGCCCAGACAUGAGGUCUGCCCGCUGCCCCUGCUCUUCAGCCUGGCCUUCGCCGCUCCCACCGUCACCAUCCUCAUCGGAGAGGCCAUCCUGUACUGCUACCUGUCCAGGAGGUCGUCCUCCACGCAGACCGAGGCCAACAUCAACGCCGCAGGCUGCAAUUUCAACUCCUACAUCCGCAGGGCCGUACGCUUCAUAGGCGUUCAUAUAUUCGGCCUGUGUGUGACGGCGCUGAUCACGGACAUCCUGCAGCUCUCCACCGGCCAGCACACGCCCUACUGGCUGGAUGUGUGCAAACCCAACCUGACCCACAUCAACAUGUCCACCUGCGACGAAGCCUUCAUUCUGGAGGACAUCUGCUCCGGACAGGAUGUGGGCCUCAUCAACGCUGGACGGAAGUCUUUCCCCUCGCAGCAUGCCACCCUGGCUGCCUUUGCUGCGGUCUACAUAUCAAUGUACUUCAACACGGUGCUGACGGACUCCGCCAAGCUGCUGAAGCCUCUCCUGGUCUUCUCCUUCGUCAUGCUGGCCAUCCUGGCCGGCCUGACCAGGAUCAUCCAGUUCAGGAACCACCCGGUCGACGUCUACUGCGGCUGGCUACUGGGAGCCGCCAUCGCCGUCUAUCUGGGUGUGUACGCGGUGGGGAAUUUCCAGCCCAGUGAGGACCGCUCCCGAUGCCAGCCUGUGCCCCCCAUCCUGAGAGAGCCCCCCCUCUCCUCCCUACCCAAUGUCAGCCAGUCAGCAGUCAGCAACAGUCACCCAGUCCAUCACCCUCUGGCUCCCGCCCAGCCGGAGCCCAUCAUCACCAGGACGUCGUCUCACGCCUUGUCCCCGGAUCAGCCGCUGCCCAUCCUGACUCGCAGCUCCUCCUACCGAGAGCCGUCCCUGUCCAUGAAGAGGGCCAGCGCCGAGGUGGAGGUGAUCAGUCCGUCCAGUCCUCAGGGCAACAGGGACAACAUGAUGACGUUCAGCAGCAGCACCCUGCCCAGGUCCCACGGAGGCUCCUUCGUGGAAGAAGGGCGCAUCCCACGGCGUCACGCCUCCAUCCACGCGUCGAUGGACUCCACCCGGUCCAAACAGCUGCUCAGCCAGUGGAAGAACAAGAACGACAACAGGAAGCUGUCCCUGCAGGUGAUGGAUGGAAUCAGACCGGCUCCCUCCUCGUCCCCGCAGAGGAACAUGGAGCUGCGCUGCUCCUCCGAGCCGUCUGCGAUGGGCCUGGAGGCGGAGCUGCGCGGCGGGACCCACCUUCCCAUGGCCGUCAACCAGGAAGCAGAGCUCCGGGCCGGGGCCCACAUCCCAGCUCAGUACAUGAAGCUGGCCGCCAGCUCGGUUCCCAUCUCCAACCACAACCACAUGGUGCAUAACGGCGGCGCGGGAAUGGCCGGCGGCGCCCGGGUGUCCAUCCAGUCCAGACCGGGCUCCUCCCAGCUUGUACAUAUCCCCGAGGAGGAAAACCCCACCAGCAAAGACCAGGAGAGCGAAUCAGAGGACAGCAUGAUGGACGGAGGAGGCUCAGUGAGGGAGAAAUGGCUGCGGGUGGCUGAGAAGACCAGCAUCCCCUGCAGACCCCUCAGCGCCGGAGGACAGCCUCGGCUCAUGCAGGUAAUAGCCUUAUCCAAGCAGCAGGGCCUGCUUCACUCUCCCCGCUCAGAGGACGGAGGCAGCAUGGUCAGCUGCACCGGAUCCAUCCGGUACCGAGCCCUGACGGACCAGGACCCCUCUCCGCCGGCCUCCACCAGCGGGGUAGUGGGAGGAGGAGGACUGGAACGCAGUGGAAGCAUCGUGCGUGUGGAAGCCCACCCGGAGUCCCGGUCCAACAAGCCCGUGGUGAAGCCCCCGAGCACCGACGGGAGCGGCUCGUGGCGCUGGAAGCCGCCGGAACAAAGGGCUUCGCUGCGGCAGUCGGCGUUCACCCUCAACGACCUGAACCGACACACGGACAGCUGCGACUCGCUGAGGGACGGCGGCUCGGUGGACGGCAGGAGGAGCGUGGCCGAGACGGAAACGGAGAGCGAGGCGGGGGGAGACGGAGGGGGAGGGGGAGUUUACACCAACCAUCCACAUGUCGUUCACCCGCUACACCCCUUACAUCCAAACAAUCCCAACAAUUUCCAGCACCCGGGUUUCAAUCCCAACAAUCCCAAUUUCAACAACGCUCAGCCGAAUUUCAAUCCCAACUCCAACAGUUCCAACGUUCCCUUCGUCCCCAACGCCACCUUCGCCGCCCCCUUCCACCCCCACCCUCAGGCCGUCACGACCAUCCGGGUGACCCCGGUGGAGGUGACGGCCGCCAGCAGCGACGGCGGCUCCGACUGCCAGUCGGUGGCGUCGUCCAGCCGCGAGUCCACGCUGAGGCGGAAGAGCAGCAGCAACACGGUCCACGUGCAGGACCGCGGGCCCACCCCGGACCUCCACAGCAACCACCGCCUCUGUGACGACGCCGACAGCAGCAGCCGCUUCCACGAGAACCUUCGCAAUUUCCAAGAAAACCCCAUCCACCACCCCAGCCAGCCCAGCUACCCCAACCACCCCGGCGUUCACCCCGCCCACGCCAACAGGCAACUGCAGGGUCUGUACGGCCGUCCGAGUCCGACUCCGCCCCCGACUUUACCCCGCCCCAUCCUGACUCACACCCCACCGCCCACCCUGGGCCUGGCCUAUAAAGAAUGA
This is a messenger RNA of Salarias fasciatus (jewelled blenny), 2874 nucleotides long. Its product is annotated as phospholipid phosphatase-related protein type 4-like. Gene Ontology annotation, cellular component: plasma membrane. The record is from RefSeq and is a predicted model, not a curated record. The transcript has 11 exons. Gene Ontology annotation, biological process: phospholipid metabolic process; phospholipid dephosphorylation; axonogenesis. Bases 1 to 2874 code for a protein of 957 amino acids. NCBI's taxonomy places the organism in Eukaryota, Metazoa, Chordata, Actinopteri, Blenniiformes, Blenniidae. Gene Ontology annotation, molecular function: phosphatidate phosphatase activity.